AUUAAGAACGAAGGAAAGGAAGCAUUUUGAGUGUUAAAUGUAAAAGAUAUUUUACUGGGCAAGAAGGGAAUGGUGAAAGCAAAAAUGGACAGGUUAAAUGUUUUUCUAGUUAGUGCAAUGUGGGCAGAGUGUGGCUGAUUUGCAGAAAUAAACUUAUAGGCUAAAUUUGUUUGGAUUGUAAGUGGUGAUGUUUUUUGUGGAAUUCAAGUGAUCUGUAAUGAGCAGGCUGCAGCAUAUAUCAUAUGAAGAGGGUGAACAUGGUUUGGCAAUGGGUCGUUGUGACUUGGUGCACAGUCUUGUGUGGUGCAAAUUGGCUCCUGAUAAUAUGGCAGAGCAGCAACAAAAGUUUGACCUUUAAGUUGUGGUCACACAUUUCGCCCUCAAAACAUGCUGCAUUACAAUAAUGCCUACAUUUUCUCAUGCACAUACUUCUGGUACAUUAUCCCUAUUGUUGCCCCAACUACAUUUUCUCAUGCACAUACUUCUGGUACUAUUGUUGCCCCAACUCACUCACACCCAGCUCCAUUGAUCAACUUAUUUGUACUUUGUCCCAACAACAACCAAAUCCACCCUGUACCACUAACAAAAUCUGCUGCAAUACAAAAAUCCACUUCUCUUCUCCUCUUAUUUUCUAAAAAUAAAAGUCCAGCUAGGUAGCUUCGAUGCAUCAUCAUCCUGCACAUUACCCAGAAUUCUCUGUGCUUUCAAACAGCUCUAAGGCAAAUAACAAAAUGGCGGACUUAAUGGAUGCUACGAUAGCCCUUUUAUUUAGCUAUUUGAAAAUUUCACCGAGUCUCCUUGUUGGAUUUAGAACUACCAGCGCCAGUGUACGUUAUCUGGAUUUACAGUACGUGCGAUCAGGAAGAAACGAGACCUAGCCACUGUAAGUUGUUGAUUGGUCAGGUUGCCUGACGCAACGGCAUGUGACGCAAAACGAACACUCCUCAUUGGCUGGACAGAUGGAUAAGAGGACGUAGGUGCGUGUAGUAAAGUCACUACCCGGAACUUGGAUUUGGAAGCAAACGUCUCUGUUGGAAGUACUGAAGCCUGCUUCUGUUCAAGUACUCUACUUUCGAAAAGGUAAUUUGUGAUUUCUUUCUGGUUGUGGUUAUACCUUAAAGGAGAAUUCCGUCUGUUUUGCAAAUAUGUCUCAAACGUUUGUGGUCAAGGAAAGUUGCUAAUGAUGCCUUUGUUUUCACAGAUGAGUUCACAGACAAUGCUAUUGAGGUUGUGCCAUCUUCAUGGCUUGGACACACUUCUGAGCAUGGCAUGGUCUGCUACUGGACGACACACAAUGUGCGAUUGCAUGUUGUGAAGUGCCGAGCACCAAAUACAACUUGGGCCAAACAUCCCGUUAAGAAAACCUGGUACAAAACAGAUUCAUACGCCAAAGCUGAACAGAAGUGUUUGCAAUUGAUGGAGUCCUCAAGUGUUGAGACAGAGGAUGAUGUGAACACUUUUGCAAUAAGGCAGCGUAAGUGCCCAAGGAGGUUUGUCUCCGAAUCUUCUGAUGAUGAUUCUGCUCCAGUGGUAGCAGCAACCAAGAAGCAACCCAAGACUCGGACUGUGGCUGGAAGCCCUGUGUGUCAGCAGGACCCAAUGCCCUUACCACCACAAUGGUCAACACCAGCUGGGACUGGAGCCAGUCCUCACCACCCUAGCCCAAGUCCUGUUGACCCUGUUCAAGCCAGCAGCCGGGCACUACACCCAAUUCAGUCAACCAGGCACCUCCAAGAAUCACUGGAAACCUCUUUUGACUCUGUUCAAGCCAGCAGCCGGGCACUUCAUGACGGACAGGGUGUCUCGGCUAUCGCAGCCAUGUUUGAGAGAAUCACAGAGGCCCACAUGAGUCGCUUGAUGCGGAGGCUCGAGGCUAGGUUUGACAAGAUCGAGUCAUUGGUGGAGACCAACGCCCCGACACACACGCCUCAACUCCAGCAAGAUGAUGUGGUGUUGGCUAAACCAUGCAGCAUGGUGAUGGAGCCGCUGGAGUUGGAUAGGAGUCUGGAACAACCAGACAAGAGGAACAAGAUGCAACAUUUUCUUGAAACUGUCAGAGGGGCAGGUUUAGGGGCAGCCAUUCACCGUAUGCUACGCCGAGCGGCAAAUAAUGAGGUACUCGCCCAGUACAGCUUGCGGGGCAGACGGGCCAAAAUGUCCUUUGAUGACCUCAUUCUGUGCAAGAUUAUAAAGGCUGCAUGUGUCAAAAAAUUUCCUGGCCAUACGGAAGCUGAAGUGGAGGAAUGCCUUGGGCAGACUCUAAAAUUUGCACCACACAGACGAUCAGCUGGUCAGCAGCAACGGAUGGACAAUUGAAUUGUGAACAGUGAUUUUUAUUCUAUUUUUCGUGAAGUGAUUUUUUUUUAAUUCUAUUUUGUUUGUUAUUGAAUGCACAGUUACACUUUAAAAAACUGUUAUUUCUAUUUUAUUCUGUUUUGAAUGUGUUUUAUUGAAUGCACCGUUUCAGAAACUUUUCUAUUUUAUUCUGUUUUGUAUAUAUGAUUGUUUUAUUGAAUGCACUGUUACACUUUCAGAAACUUUUUUAUUUUCAAACAUUUUUUUUAUUCAAAUUUGUUAUUGAUAUUUUAUCUCAUUAAACUUUCAAGACCUGCCAAA
Messenger RNA from Neoarius graeffei (lesser salmon catfish), 2616 nucleotides. RefSeq lists its product as uncharacterized. The record is from RefSeq and is a predicted model, not a curated record. The coding region runs from base 1270 to 2316 and encodes 348 amino acids. The transcript is spliced from 13 exons. Lineage: Eukaryota; Metazoa; Chordata; Actinopteri; Siluriformes; Ariidae.